AUGUCCGUCGCGAAGACUUCGAACGGGCUCGAUCUCGAUGAUACUUUCAAUUCCCAAGAUGCAGACCUGAUUUUGCGCUCAUCAGACGGCGUCGACUUUGCCGUACACCGAUGCAUCAUCCGCUUGAUCUCUCCCUUUUUCGCCGACAUGCUCUCCCUGCCCCAGUCCGCCCAGACCACUGGAGCACCCGCCAUCAUAGACAUGGCCGAAGACGCACCAUCUGUACGGCUCCUGCUGAUGCUCUCAUACCCGCGGACCUUCUGUCCAGCCCCCAAGCUCGAUAAUGUACUCGAUAUCAAGCGCGCUGCUGCAAUCUCUCAAAAGUUCGACUCGAGCUCGUUCGUGGCGGUCGUCGAUGGCGCGUUGUGCCGAUACGCUCAGGAGAAGCCAGAGGUUGUCUAUGCAAUCAGUUGGAGAUAUAGAUACAAGAAUGCGUUGCGUGUUGCUGCGCGAUUGACCCUCGACCGUCUUCCGUUCUUGGGCCCAUCGUGGGAUAUAUCUGAGUUCGAGGACAUCCCGGCUACCGCUUUGGCUGAGCUACACCGGUACCACACUGCCUCUCUUACAGCGCUUCAAGUCCUCCGCGAUCCAGCCAUACCUAUCGGCUGGGUAACAAUACAAGCUAUAAAUCUCGGAGAGACAAAAGUCACAGGUGUCUGCUCGCACGAUGACACGCGUCUCAUCUUCAAUGCCGGUUUGGCCGAGGAGGGAAGUCAAGUCCUGACUCACCGCACCAUCAAUGCCUGGUGGUGGACGCUCGUCGUCGAUUCUGUCUCGAGCAUGAAAGGAUGCAGUCACUCCGCGUUCAAUGCCGCGUUCGACGAAGCACUCGAGAAUAUGCUCAACAGCGGGAACUUCUGUUCAGUCUGCCAGAGCCGAGUGCUCUUCUUCGCCGCGAUGCGAAAUACUAGGCACAAGUUACAGGACGAGAUCGAACGACGGGUGCAAGAGAUCACAUUGCAGAUCCCGUUCUGA
Molecule: messenger RNA, 975 nt
Organism: Peniophora sp. CBMAI 1063
Lineage: Eukaryota; Fungi; Basidiomycota; Agaricomycetes; Russulales; Peniophoraceae
Source: the annotation of a GenBank genome assembly